Molecule: messenger RNA, 866 nt
Organism: Alnus glutinosa
Lineage: Eukaryota; Viridiplantae; Streptophyta; Magnoliopsida; Fagales; Betulaceae
Product: protein TIC 22-like, chloroplastic
Exons: 4
Coding region: 135-866 (243 amino acids)
Biological process (GO): protein transport
Cellular component (GO): chloroplast
Source: RefSeq, a predicted model, not a curated record
ACUAUGACUUGGCUUUUGCGAGUCAAAACCACCCAAAAGGCCAAAACCCUCUUUUCAAUUCAGCCAAAACCCCUCUUCUCUUCACCUUCUUCGUUCGCACUCACUCAAUAUCCCACCCUUCCUUUCCCGAGAAAAUGAACUCCGAAAACUCCAAACUUUUCCCACCAUCCAAACAACCCCCACAAGGGCCACAACUCAAUCUCCAACGAGCGUUCUCCGACCUCCAAAAUCAUUGCUCUAACCUCCUCCAACACCUUCCCAACCCCUCUUCCCUCAAAACCCAAUUUCAAUCUGCCGUCUCCAACUUCCAGAACCAUGCAAAACACGCCCUGGACCCCAAAAUUUUGGGCUCUUCUUAUGGGAAGAACCCGGUCUGGGCUCGGAUUGCCGAACCCAAUAAGACCCAGCUCACGACGGUUCGCCAAUCUGGUGCUGGUGGCGCCCUGUCGGCCGAGGCAAUUGAAGAGCGGCUGGCGGGCGUGCCCGUCUACGCGCUAAGCAACGCGGUCGAUGAGUUCGUGCUGGUUUCGGGCGUCUCGACCAGGAAAUCUCUCGGGUUGUUCUGUUUCAAGAAAGAGGACGCGGAGGCGCUUCUUGAGCAGAUUAGGAGCAUGGACCCCUCAAUGCAAAGUGGGUCCAAGGUGGUGGCUGUUGCUCUGAAUAAGGUCUUUCAGUUGAAGCUUAAUGGGGUGGCCUUCAGGUUGAUUCCGGAGUCUUCGCAAGUCCAAAACGCACUUAUGGAGAUGGAAAAGGCUGGUAUUUCUGGCGAUGGCUUCACUGGGGUUCCAGUUUUCCAGUCACGGAGCUUGAUACUAAAGAGCGAAAACAAGAGAUAUCGCCCGGCUUUUUUCAGAAAGGUUAGUUAG